Sycon ciliatum is the source of this 3042-nucleotide messenger RNA. Its product is annotated as basal body-orientation factor 1-like. The transcript has 17 exons. Lineage: Eukaryota; Metazoa; Porifera; Calcarea; Leucosolenida; Sycettidae. The record is from RefSeq and is a predicted model, not a curated record. The coding region runs from base 714 to 2447 and encodes 577 amino acids.
UCCACCAGCUAGCUGGCUAGGUGCACUUACAAAAAUACUGGCGCUUCUCCUUGUCCGACAGCCGUGUGCUGGUUACUCCAAACUAACUUCGUGGCCGAGGCAGAAGAUAGAUGAUCGGAAGUCUGGCAAAUAUCGGUAGUAGGCGGUACAUGUGAAGGACGUCCAGGCCUUGAUGAAUUCACAAGGAGCGUUUCGGACCUCUACCUCUCUCUACACAUCUCUCUACUGCUCAACUGCUUCGACCUGUCAGUUUGGGAGGACACGGGUUCUGCUGACUGAAAAAGUGCUGGCGAGUCUAUCCGACAGUCGGGUGGAAGCUAGCUAGUGCUAGCACGUGGAAUUGAAGGAACGACAGUCCACUAGCCACUAGUGUUGUUUCAAAGAACAGGUGAUAGUGACGACCACUCGAAAUAGUGCCGCGAAUACUCGUUAUCAUCGUCUCAUGCUACCUAGUGCGUAUGGUGCCACAGCCAGGCUGAUGUCGGUAGCAAGCAAGUUGAUCCAGCGUUGACUAUACGUACACUGUCAACACACAUAUGCCCUGGAAUAUUAUACCCAAACUCGGCGCUGGAACAGCGAACUACACAUCAGCCCAACCGAGAUCAGUAGACAUUCUGCCAACCCCAGCACGUCCUACCACGAACCGGGAUCAGCAGCAGCAGCAGCACUAACAGCAACAGCCACGCUCUUUCUUUUUGAUGUAAGCUGUCGUCAUGCCGGCGAAGAAGAAAGGAAAGGGGAAGAAGACUGGCAAGGGGAAGAAAGGUGGCAAAGGAAAAAAGGGCAAGAAGAAGGCGUCCGUAGCCAAAGCCGCCGGGGCAGAUGUGGCAGGGCCCACGAAAGAAGAACUGCUGCAAGCAAGGGUGUUUGAAGGACGUUUGAAGGCCACGGAGGAUGCACGGAAAGAGUUUAGGGUUGUUGCCAGGCAACUGGCAGCAGACAAUGAAGCAAUGCAAGACCAAAUCAUGCAGAGUGAGCAUGACACGCUAGAAGUGGUAUCAUUCUUGAAGCGGGAGAGCCAAAGCAAAGAUGACCAGAUCGUCAAGCUACAGCAGCAGGUGAAGGAUCUCCGGCGAGAAACUCGUAAAGAGCAUGAAGCACUGGUGACGGAGUUCAGUCAGCAGAUCAACAAGUUAGAGGACGAAAUCUGUCAGAAGAAGGAAGAGAUCGAAGUCAUGAACGCUGAGCUAAAGCUUGUGAAAGAGUUCCGCAAGAAGCGAGCCAUCAUGCAGAGGGAGCUGGAUGAGCUGCGGGAAAAGACGGAGGUGACCGAAAUCGAACACCAGCAGCUGGUAUCUCAGAUGGACCGCAAGCACAUCGAGGAGAAAUCUCGUCUACAGAAAGAGGCCGAUCGCAAAGUGACGGAGCUGGCUCAAGAAGCACAUCAGCACGCAAUCAGUAAGCUGGAUGAUGCUGCAAAGGAUGUGUUCCGGGAGAAUGUUCGCUUGAAGGAUGCUCUCAAGUUGCACAUGGACGAAGGCAAGCAGUUGCAGAAGGACAGUGCAAAACUGGAAGAGGAAAACGCACGUCUCAAGCAAGCGGCGGAGACCGACCGGCUUGUUCACGAAGAGAGAGCUGCGCAAGCCAUGGCGAUGAAGAGUCAGAACAAGCAGUUGCAAGACAAGGUGAUCAGCCUGGAGCAAAUGCUCAGCAGACUGGUGCGAGACGUGGAGGCUGAAAAGCAGCAAUUCCGACGGGGUGUGCAACGAGAAGUCAAUGCUAUGAAGGAGGAAAACGUCUCCCUGCGUCAGACUCUGAGUGUCAAGUGCGAAGAAAUGAACAAGAUCAAGUUAGUUGCAAAGCAAUUGCUUGAUCAGAGAGCGUCGGUGGAGGAUUUCUUCCUCAGCGCACUGACGCAGGUCAGGCAGGAGAUCGAGAAAAGCAGGUCUAACUACCGUGCCACAGCCAAAGCCAUGUACAGUCAGAAGAUGCGGGAUGCCAUGAUGGGAAAAGGCCCGUUCCCGAACGUCCGCACCUUUGGCAAGUCCAAGACAAGCACAAACUCCGUGUUUGCGGACAUGAACGUGGCGGAUGAAUGGCCGGAAGACAUGCAAGGAGGCGCUGACCUGAGUGACCUGACGUGGGAACAAAAAGAGCAGGUUCUUCGUCUUCUCUUUGCCCAGAUGAACACUGGAACUGAGCUACCACCAAGGAGAGCCGAUCCACUUCCAGCAAUUGCACCGGCCCAGAGGAAGCCGCCGAUGCCUGCAAGCGGCUUGGAGACUAGUCCGCAGCGUUACAGUCAAGCUGCAGAAAGUAGCAGCAGUACUCUGCUUGCUAUUACUGACGGGGGACGCCGUGAUCGGAAACUCGAGCCGAUCCAGUCGUCUUCAGUGUCCGGAAGAGUGAGAAAUUUGCCACUGUCGAUGGGAAACAACUCAAGAGGCCAUCCAUCUGACGUGCCUUUAUCCACGGAAGUUGAUACAACAUUGAUUGGCACCCGUUAGCCUCUUAUAAAGUCUAUUGACUGUGGACUUCAGUGUAAAGCUACUAUAGAGUAUAGACCUGCUAUAGAGUAUAGACCGGCUAUGCUCUGUGUACAGCAGGGUCUUUACAUGCUCGGUAUCAUCACAUCCCCGCCAGCGGGAGCUUGUGAGCACAGCGUGCCUUGAGACUUGUUGCACUGCGGGUUGCCGUCGCAUUACCUCGGCCACGUGCAACUCUGAGACCGCUCUGCAUGUUGAAACCCCUUCCGCCGAGCUCCUUCACAGUCUUGUGCAUCAGCGAUCAUCGACUGGUGGUGGCCUACACAAUGUACACUGCCGGUUACGUGCUUGCCGCCAUCCUGUGUUUUCUUGCCAUGCACACUAUGUUUGUAUCAUGUAGUGAAGUAGUGUUUCUCCAGAUGUUGAUUGCGACGGAAGACUUUAUUUUGUGCCUUUUGGAAGCUGAUUGCAGAAUGAUCUUUAUUAAUGUCAUACAAUGCAGUCGUCCUACGGACGGUACUGCUUCGAAUUGGGGAAAAAACUGCAUCAAAUUUCUGUGUGGACCAGGAGUACUAAAACAACUGGUAUUUUUCUGAAAUCCAUAAAACUCUCCUCA